UCAUAAUAAUUGAAUGUCGAAGCGAAUAAGAGAGAGUGUUGAAAAAGGGAGUAAACACCCAAUUUAUAGAGGAGUUCGUAUGCGAAGUUGGGGAAAAUGGGUGUCUGAAAUCCGGGAACCGCGUAAAAAGUCACGCAUUUGGCUCGGGACUUAUCCAACUGCAGAAAUGGCCGCCAGAGCACACGACGUCGCUGCAUUGAGUAUAAAAAAGGACUCAUCGAUUUUAAAUUUCCCUCAUCUAAUUGACUCAUUGCCUCGCCCAAUUUCACUCUCACCGAGAGAUGUUCAAGCUGCUGCAGCUGAAGCAGCAGCAAUGGAGGAUCCAAAUUUAGUAUCUUCUUCCUCCUCUGUUAGUUCAAUUGACAAAAUCACGUCGGCAUCGGAGGAGCUGUGUGAAAUUAUUGAGCUUCCAAGCUUGGACGGAAGUUUUGAGUCGGACGAAUCGAAGAACGAGUUGAAGAUGAGUGAUUCAGUUGACGGGUGGCUGUACCCACCGUGGUGGGCAUCAGAUGGCGACUUUGAUGGGUAUCUUUUUGAGCAAGAUGCUUUUGGAGACAGUUUAAUUCUUAGCAACUUUGAAAUGAUGAAAUAAGAAAAAUUGGUGUGAGUUUUUUAAUUUUAAUUUUAAUAUUAAUAUUUUUUUAGACAUUUGAAUUUUCAUGAACUAGUCAUGUGUGUUUAUGUAUAUAUAUAAAUGAAAAUAAAAAUAUUUAUAAGUUAGUA
This is a messenger RNA of Solanum verrucosum, 723 nucleotides long. RefSeq names its product dehydration-responsive element-binding protein 3-like. The record is from RefSeq and is a predicted model, not a curated record. The transcript has a single exon. Lineage: Eukaryota; Viridiplantae; Streptophyta; Magnoliopsida; Solanales; Solanaceae. Gene Ontology annotation, biological process: regulation of DNA-templated transcription. Bases 14 to 592 code for a protein of 192 amino acids. Gene Ontology annotation, molecular function: DNA binding; DNA-binding transcription factor activity.